This is a messenger RNA of Cyclopterus lumpus (lumpfish), 1942 nucleotides long. RefSeq names its product GTPase IMAP family member 7-like. The transcript is spliced from 3 exons. The record is from RefSeq and is a predicted model, not a curated record. NCBI's taxonomy places the organism in Eukaryota, Metazoa, Chordata, Actinopteri, Perciformes, Cyclopteridae. Bases 85 to 993 code for a protein of 302 amino acids. Gene Ontology annotation, molecular function: GTP binding.
ACGCCCUUACAGUAAGUGAAAGUGAAACUUAAGGAGCAGCAGAGGACCACAGGAGGAAAAACACGCAGGACGUCGACUACAAACAUGGGCAUCAAACAUUCCAGAGAGACUGGUCCCAUAGUGUGCUGUGAUCCGAUGUCAAACAGCACGAGAAUGGUCAUCCUGGGAAAAACUGGAGUUGGGAAAAGCAGCCUGACUAACACCAUAUUUGGAGAGCAGCUGGUCAAGAUCGGACACACUCUCAGCUCUGAAACAAGAUCAUGUCAAGCAGUAACUAAACCUGUCAAUGGAAGAGACGUCACUUUGAUUGACAGUCCUGGUUUCUUUGACACAGAUCGAUCUGAGAAGGAGAUGAAGGUUGAAAUAGUGAGGUGCAUCACAGAGUGCGCUCCUGGGCCUCAUGCCUUUCUCAUUGUGCUCAAAGUGGAGAGAUUCACCGAGCACGAGCAGGCUGUCAUCACUAAAAUAAAAAAAAUGUUUUCUGAAGAAUUUUUCCAGUAUGCGACAGUCCUCUUUACUCAUGGUGACCAGCUCCCUGAAGGAGAGACCAUUGAGGACUGUAUCAAAGAUAAUGUGCCUGUGAGGGAUCUGGUUGCAAAGUGUGGAGGCCGCUGCUACGUCGUUGAUAAUAAAUACUGGAAGAACAACCAGCAGGAAGAAUACAGGAACAACCAGGUCCAGGUGAAGGAGCUCCUCAAGACAAUAGAUCAGAUGGUGGAGGCAAACGGAGGAAGAUGCUACACCAAUGAGAUGCUACAAGCAGUGCAGGAAAGAAUAAUACAGGAGGAGCAACUCAUUAGACAGUCAUCAGGAAACAUGUCAGAGGGAGAGAUCAGAGAGGAGGCUAAAAACAGAACAGUUCAGUGGCUUGGUAUCUGUUUGGCAGCUGUUACAUCAGUUGUAUUGUUCGGAGCUUUUUUUGGCCUCGGAGCGAGUCUCAGUGUAGUUGUCUCAGCUAUACAGGCAUUGGUUACCCUCAACAUAAAGGCAUGAGGUGCAACAGGUGUAAGAGCAACUACUGGUGCAAAGUCAUAAUUGCAUGUACACAUGACAUCUAUUGACAUCUAUUCAUCUGUCCAUCCGGUGAAAGGGAUCCUCCUCUGUUGCUCUCCUGAAGGUUUCUUCCCUUUUUUCCCUGUGAAAGUUUUUUUUUUUUUUUCCUGAUCCGAUGUGAGGUCAAAGGUCAGGGAUGUCGUAUGUGUACAGAUUGUAAAGCCCAAAUUUGUAAUUUGUGAUAUUGGGCUUUACGAAAUGAAUUGAAUUGUAGUGGUGCUGCAGGACAUUGUGCAGCUGAGGGAGCAGACACACUAUUGGAAGAGAGGGCAGCGAAGGUCGUCAUUGAUGGAAGCAAAUCUACUGCGGACCAAGUAAAACAUAGUUUGAGUUAAACCAUAGAGUUUAAACCUGUAAUGAGCAAAAACUCUUGAAGGGUUAGUUAAAAAGUUUCCCAAUAUAUUACAAUAUUAAUAUAAACAAUAUUUAACCACUGAGAUUAUUAUGUUUAAUCAUAAGUAAUAUGUUUGAUGUGUUAUAGUGUAAAUUACUUAUUCAUAAGAUUCAUCGUCAUUUAAGUUUUAUUCUCUUUGAUGAAUUACGAUUUCUUUCUUUUUAUUGAGUGUUUUGGUCUCAUCACUGUUUUCUUCACAUAUAAUCUCAUAUUAUUUAGUGUAAAUUGAAUGAUGGCAUCCUUAAUUAUGUUUUUCUUUCAUGUAUCAAUAUGUAAUCACAUGUUCUUUGUUGACUGAAUGGUGAGAAGAAGUAAAUAAGUGAACUCUUGGUUCACCUCAUCAUCUUGAAAGUCUUAUUGGAAAUGUAAACUUUGACAUUUUGUCUUUUCUUUUACUUAAUUGUUUACAUCAUUGAUAUUUAUAACCAUUUAUCUUCUUUUAUUGCACAAAAACAACAAAUAAAACUGGUUUGUAUUCUGUACAUUCCAACCAAA